UUUGCUCUUUAAUUGUUGUCGUUUGCUCUUCAAUCGCAUUCUCUCUUCCUCUCUCUCGCUUCAGUUGGUUCUUCAGAUCUCAGAGAAAAUGCCAUCCAUUAAUGGAGCUCGAUUAACUACAUUUGAGGAUUCUGAGAAAGAGAGCGAGUAUGGAUAUGUUCGCAAGGUGUCCGGACCAGUUGUCGUUGCUGAUGGAAUGGCAGGAGCUGCUAUGUAUGAACUGGUUCGAGUUGGUUAUGACAACCUUAUCCUGGAAAUUAUUCGAUUGGAAGGAGAUUCAGCUACCAUCCAAGUUUAUGAAGAAACAGCUGGUUUGAUGGUGAACGACCCUGUUUUACGAACACACAAGCCCCUCUCAGUGGAGCUGGGACCUGGAAUUUUAGGAAACAUUUUUGAUGGCAUUCAGAGGCCACUGAAGACUAUUGCUAAGAGAUCUGGUGAUGUCUAUAUUCCUCGUGGUGUUUCUGUCCCAGCCCUUGACAAAGAUACACUAUGGGAGUUCCAGCCCAAGAAACUAGGUGAAGGAGAUCUUUUAACUGGUGGAGACUUGUAUGCUUCUGUUUUUGAGAAUAGCUUAAUGCAACACCAUGUUGCACUUCCCCCUGAUGCUAUGGGAAAGAUCACUUACAUAGCACCACCUGGUCAAUAUUCACUAAAGGACACAGUGCUAGAACUUGAGUUUCAAGGUGUCAAAAAGCAAUUUACCAUGCUUCAGACUUGGCCUGUCCGUACACCUAGGCCUGUUGCCUCAAAGCUUGCUGCUGAUACACCUCUCCUUACUGGGCAGCGUGUUCUCGAUGCUCUCUUUCCCUCAGUCCUGGGUGGGACUUGUGCAAUUCCUGGGGCAUUUGGCUGUGGGAAAACAGUCAUCAGUCAAGCUCUUUCCAAGUACUCUAAUUCUGACACUGUGGUUUAUGUUGGAUGUGGAGAGAGAGGAAAUGAAAUGGCAGAGGUUCUGAUGGAUUUUCCUCAACUGACAAUGACACUGCCUGAUGGGAGAGAAGAAUCUGUCAUGAAGAGAACUACGCUCGUAGCUAACACUUCUAACAUGCCUGUGGCUGCAAGGGAGGCUUCAAUUUAUACAGGUAUCACAAUUGCCGAAUACUUUAGAGACAUGGGUUACAAUGUCAGUAUGAUGGCAGAUUCAACAUCUCGUUGGGCUGAGGCUUUGCGUGAGAUAUCUGGAAGACUGGCAGAAAUGCCAGCAGACAGUGGUUACCCUGCUUAUCUGGCAGCACGUUUAGCCUCUUUCUAUGAGCGUGCUGGUAAAGUUAAGUGCCUUGGUGGGCCAGAACGCACAGGUAGUGUCACCAUUGUGGGUGCAGUUUCUCCACCAGGUGGAGAUUUUUCAGAUCCAGUGACAUCAGCUACACUUAGUAUUGUCCAGGUGUUCUGGGGUUUGGACAAAAAGCUUGCUCAGAGGAAACAUUUCCCAUCUGUAAACUGGCUUAUUUCUUACUCUAAGUACUCAACCGCAUUGGAAUCUUUUUAUGAACAAUAUGACCCUGAUUUUAUUAAUAUCAGGACAAAGGCUCGUGAGGUGCUGCAAAGAGAAGAUGACCUUAAUGAAAUUGUCCAGCUUGUUGGAAAGGAUGCUUUGGCAGAAACGGAUAAAAUUACACUGGAGACUGCAAAGCUCUUGAGGGAGGACUAUCUUGCUCAAAAUGCUUUCACACCAUAUGACAAGUUUUGUCCCUUUUACAAGUCAGUUUGGAUGAUGAGGAACAUUAUUCAUUUCUAUAAUUUGGCCAAUCAGGCAGUAGAACGAGGAGCUGGUAUGGACGGGCAGAAAAUAACAUACAGCCUCAUCAAGCAUCGUCUUGGAGAUCUUUUCUACCGUCUUGUAUCUCAGAAAUUUGAAGAUCCAGCAGAAGGCGAGGAAGCUCUGGUAGCAAAGUUCACCAAACUAAAUGAAGAUCUCACCAUGGGCUUCCACAACCUUGAGGAUGAAGGCCGGUGAUGAUGCAAACCACAUGAAGAUCUCACCAUGGGUUUCUGCAACCUUGAGGAUGAAACUCAAUGAUGAUGACAGAUUGAAGCCACUCGAUUUAUAUUUGUGUGAUCACUACAAACAUCAGUGACAAUGCAGACUGGUUUUUCAUUAACAUUAAUUGUAUUAGUUUUUUAUACUAUUCAAUUAAUAAUAGCAAGAAGAAACUACAUUCUUAA
Molecule: messenger RNA, 2169 nt
Organism: Vitis vinifera (wine grape)
Lineage: Eukaryota; Viridiplantae; Streptophyta; Magnoliopsida; Vitales; Vitaceae
Product: V-type proton ATPase catalytic subunit A
Exons: 20
Coding region: 89-1960 (623 amino acids)
Biological process (GO): proton transmembrane transport; ATP metabolic process
Cellular component (GO): proton-transporting V-type ATPase, V1 domain; plant-type vacuole
Molecular function (GO): ATP binding; ATP hydrolysis activity; proton-transporting ATPase activity, rotational mechanism
Source: RefSeq, a predicted model, not a curated record